Molecule: messenger RNA, 2134 nt
Organism: Cucurbita moschata (crookneck pumpkin)
Lineage: Eukaryota; Viridiplantae; Streptophyta; Magnoliopsida; Cucurbitales; Cucurbitaceae
Product: TBC1 domain family member 15-like
Exons: 12
Coding region: 422-1747 (441 amino acids)
Biological process (GO): activation of GTPase activity
Molecular function (GO): GTPase activator activity
Source: RefSeq, a predicted model, not a curated record
UUCUUCAACGUUGAAUAUAUUUUAACAUUCUUUUUUUUGUGUUAAUUGAUGCAAAAAUUUCCAUGUUUUUCGCUUUCAUCAGAUUCAAGGUGAUUGUAGUCCAACCCAUUUUAGAGAGAUGUCUAAAAUUAGUCAAAAACCUGUAGCAGAAACAGAGCGAUUCAAACCGCUUUCAUCAAUCGUCCUCGAUCCAUAAAUAUUUCGCAUCGAUUCGUCUUCCACAUUCCUCGAUUCUUCGUUGUCGGAUCAAUUUUCCCCAAUUUUCCCCAAUUUCGUUCUGGUUCAUUAUCGAUUAAUUUCAUCUUCUAAGAAAUUCACGGCCCAACUUUUGGUUUUUUGAUUUACGCUCCGUUGAAUCUUGAAAUCGACUGGGAAUUGAGAGUUACUAACUUGGAUGGCUGAGACAGGCUAAUUGAUUUGCAUGCUCUGUUGCUUCAAGCUAACUGGGAUUCUUAUGACGAAUACUGCAACCGCAACUGAGCUGGAUGCAUUUUAUCCAGUUAGAGCUGAAUGUGUAGCAGAUAUUCCGAAGACCCGAUUUAAAAUUAAGCCGGGGAAAACUCUUAGUGCAAGAAGGUGGGAUGCAGCAUUUUCUAAAGAUGGCCAUUUGGAUAUAGCCAAAGUGCUUAGACGAAUUCACCGUGGGGGAGUUCACCCUUCUAUCAAGGGUGCAGUUUGGGAAUUUUUGUUGGGUUGUUAUGAUCCUAACAGCACAUUUGAAGAGAGGAAUGGAAUCAGACAGCAACGUAGGGAGCAAUAUGGCGUCUGGAAAGACGAAUGUCAAAAGAUGGUUCCAAUGAUUGGUACUGGAAAGUUUGUUACAACGGCUAUUAUCACUGCGGAUGGACGACCGGUAGAGGAGGAAACAAGCACAAAUUUACAAGAAAUUGAUACCGUGGGCACAUCGGAUGAUUCUCCGGGUGGAAACAAUUCUACUUUAGACAAGAAAGUUAUUGAAUGGAAACUAACUUUACAUCAGAUAGGUUUGGAUGUAGUUCGCACAGAUCGAGCUCUUGUAUACUACGAGAGUGAAGCUAAUCAAUCAAAACUUUGGGAUAUCCUUUCUGUUUAUGCUUGGAUUGAUGGUGAAGUUGGUUAUAUGCAAGGGAUGAAUGAUAUUUGCUCGCCAAUUAUAAUUCUACUCGAAAAUGAAGCCGAUGCUUUUUGGUGUUUUGAUCAUGCAAUGCGCAGACUAAGAGAAAACUUUAGGUGCAAUACUGGUACCAUAGGAGUGCAAUCUCAGCUCAGUACGUUAUCACAAGUAAUUAAAAUUGUUGAUCCUAAGCUUCAUCAACAUCUCGAGGAGUUGGAUGGUGGAGAAUACUUGUUUGCAUUUCGGAUGUUGAUGGUGCUUUUUCGCAGAGAGUUCUCCUUUGUGGACAGUUUAUAUCUUUGGGAGAUGAUGUGGGCCAUGGAAUACAAUCCAAACUUGUUCUUAACGUACGAAUCGGGGUCUGAUUCGAAGGGUGGAGGGGGAACCGGUGGGAACGACAAACAUCUAAAACAGUAUGGGAAAUUUGAGAGGAAAAAUGUGAAGAUGGGACCCAAUGAUCAGCAACUUCCGCUUCCAGUUUUUCUAGUUGCAAGUGUCCUCGAGGCCAAGAAUAAGCGAAUUCUCAAGGAAGCCAAAGGUUUGGAUGAUGUUGUAAACAUAUUGGGUGAUGUAACUGGAAAUCUGGAUGCCAAAAAAGCAUGUAAUGAGGCGUUGAAACUACAUAAGAAGUACUUGAGCAAGAUCAAGAACUAGCAAAUGGCUGGUAGGCUCAAGAUGGGACAAAGAAAGCCAGAGGAUUGCUACUUCAGAAAUGAUUCCCAUUCUGUUUCCAUUUAUCCAUCAUUCCAAGGAAGUGAUCGAACGAAGAAAAUUCCAAGUUUGGUUUGUGUAUAUAUUUCAGAUGUUUGUGUAUUAUUGUGGCUUUUGGCCUUUUGGUUAUUCAUAUCUCUCUCAACUUAUCUUUGGAUUCCACUAUUUUUUCAAAUACUUCAUUACAUUUAUGCUGAUUUUCUGGGUCAAGAAACAAGAUAUGUUCUAGGGGUUGAAGAAUUUUGAGGCACCCUUUGUUAUUUUUUCCUUUUUAUAUAGACUACUAAGAUUGUGUAAAGUAAAGUCGGGGUGUCAUAGCUAAGCCUAUUG